This is a messenger RNA of Eucalyptus grandis, 645 nucleotides long. Its product is annotated as glycine-rich cell wall structural protein 1-like. The record is from RefSeq and is a predicted model, not a curated record. The coding region runs from base 1 to 645 and encodes 214 amino acids. Lineage: Eukaryota; Viridiplantae; Streptophyta; Magnoliopsida; Myrtales; Myrtaceae. The transcript has 2 exons.
AUGGGCUCCAAGUUCCAAGGGGACAUCUUUGGAGGAGUUGAAGGAGGACGGGCAUUAGAGCAGAAAGGAGAUGAUGCAAAUGGAGCUGGAGAGAGAGGAGGAGAAGGGAAGGAUGGUGGAGUCGGAGUCGGAGCUGGGGAUGGGGGCGAGGGAGAUGGCGACGGCGGCAGGAGAAAUGGCGAUGGGGAUGCGGGGGAAGGGAAUGGAGGUGGCGGUGGAGUAAAUCCGGGUGGUGGUGAUGGAGGAAUCGACGGCGGUGACAAUGGAGGGGCCGGGAAAGGGAUCGAUGGUGACCUUGGAGUACAUCCAGGUGGUGACGGCUUGAGAGGCGGCAGUGGCGGGCUUGGCGGUAAUGGCGAUGGGCAUGCGGGGGAAGGGAAUGGAGGUGGCAGUGGAGUAAAUCCGGGUGGUGGUGAUGAAGAAAUCGACGGCGGUGACAAUGGAGGGGCCGGGAAAGGGAUCGAUGGUGACCUUGGAGUACAUCCAAGUGGUGACGGCUUGAGAGGCGGCAGUGGCGGGCUUGGCGGUAAUGGCGAUGGGGAUGCGGGGGAAGGGAAUGGAGGUGGCGGUGGAGUAAAUCCGGUGGUGGUGAUGAAGGAAUCGAUGGCGGUGACAAUGGAGGGGGCGGAAAGGGAUCGAUGGUGA